AUGAGGAGAGGAAUUGGUCCGAAGACCCAAAUUGCCUGCGAAGAGAAGACGGUUAGCUUGACGCUCAGCGCGGGGAGUAGUAGCGAGGAUAUUGGGGAGAGGGAAGGAGGGUUGCGAGUUGUAGCACCCAGAAAGCCUGACUGGAUGCGAUUCAAGCACUGGCUCGCGAUCAGGGUGUUUUCAAGGCGCAAUACGAUCUUGGGACGAUGCCUGGUGUUGGAAGAGCCGAGGAGAUGAUUGCGAGGCAGAUGGGGAUGGGAUACAUACGCCAUGGUGGUGGUGCAGGUGGAGGUGGUGGAGGUGGAAGAGAUAGAGGAGAUGAUGCUUGA
Messenger RNA from Hymenoscyphus albidus, 329 nucleotides. NCBI's taxonomy places the organism in Eukaryota, Fungi, Ascomycota, Leotiomycetes, Helotiales, Helotiaceae. The record is from the annotation of a GenBank genome assembly.